Puntigrus tetrazona (Sumatra barb) is the source of this 670-nucleotide messenger RNA. Its product is annotated as probable low affinity copper uptake protein 2. Gene Ontology annotation, biological process: copper ion transmembrane transport. Lineage: Eukaryota; Metazoa; Chordata; Actinopteri; Cypriniformes; Cyprinidae. Gene Ontology annotation, molecular function: copper ion transmembrane transporter activity. Bases 188 to 661 code for a protein of 157 amino acids. The record is from RefSeq and is a predicted model, not a curated record. The transcript has 5 exons. Gene Ontology annotation, cellular component: membrane.
UAACGGCACUCUUUUUGUUUGGGCUGAGCGGUCCUCAGCUGUCCGGCUGUACGGGCGCAGAAAAAUGUGGCUAAUUUGGCCGUUGAGGUGCAGGGGGUAAUGAAAGUUUCGGUUUUGAGGCAAGGGUCCUGUCAUCUGUAUUAAAUUUCUUUGAACUCCUCGUUAGAAGACCACGCGCGACUUCACCAUGAAUAUGCACUUUAUAGGAUCCAGCAACGUCACGCUGUUGUUUGACUUCUGGGAUGUGCGUGGACCUGCAGGCAUGGUGUUGUCGGUCUUUGUCGUUCUACUGCUCACGGUGAUCUACGAGUUUCUGAAAGUCUGGAAGAUCACUAUUGGAAAACGGAAUCAAGCCUCCGUUAAGCAAUCAUCCGCUCCGGUGUCUUUCUCACCUGAAGCGUCUUGUUUUGCUUCCGUCAUGAAGCAUCAAGAAGGAAGUUCUUCUCUGACCAACAGCCCCUCCGAGAUCUCAUUAGCCGCCACUGCUAAGAAAAGCUGGCUUCUACACUGCCUCCUGACCGCCAUACACAUCCUGCAGGUGGCGCUAGGCUACAUGCUCAUGCUCUGCGUCAUGUCCUACAAUGUUUGGAUCUUCCUGGGGGUCGUCCUAGGAUCCGUCUUGGGAUACUUCCUGGCUUUUCCUCUGCUCAAUCACAUUUGAGAAGACACA